Molecule: messenger RNA, 5451 nt
Organism: Heterostelium album PN500
Lineage: Eukaryota; Evosea; Eumycetozoa; Acytosteliales; Acytosteliaceae
Product: substrate adhesion molecule
Exons: 3
Coding region: 1-5451 (1816 amino acids)
Source: RefSeq, a predicted model, not a curated record
AUGUCAAAUUAUUUAAAGCAUAUACAGCUUUUAUUUGCAUUCAGAGCAUCUUUUUUCUACCCAACUCCCAGUGUUAAUUCGACACUCAGCUAUGGAUAUAUCACCAUUUAUGAAUCCUUUGAUAAAUUCGUAUCAUGCGGAAGUAGUUGCUCUCUUAAAUCAAUAUAUACAAACUUUAUUGUAAAUAACGUCGAGAAGGCCACCGAUUGGGUCACCGCAGAGAUGAUUUUAUAUCAAACCUUCCCAAAUAAUGGAACUAGAUAUGUAAAUUACUAUGAUAAUGCACGUUUAUCAAAUUUAGCAAAUAAUGCAGAUGGUGAUUGGAAUGUUGGUACUGAAAUUGCUUUAUCAGCAAACGGUGGAUCUUCACCAGCAUCCGGUUUGUUGCCAAUUAUGAAUUCCUAUGUUGGCAUUCUCAAGCAAUGGCAAGUUCCAGUUGCCGAUCUGACACCACGUGCUCAAUUCGCUUUUGAGUUGGCUUCCUAUGAUCUGAUGAGGGGUGUUCAGCCAACCGGUAUGUCAAUUUCAACCAAUGGACUGGUUUCUUUCAAUGCCACUCAAACCGGAAUGUGGUCGGCACAGUUCAAGAUUAGCAAGUAUGUCGACAGUAAUUUCAUUUCAUCGGUUGUAAUCGAUUUCCUAGUGAAUUCUACUAUGCCACCUGCCAAUUUGCCAAAACCACCAGUUUUUAUUGCACCCACACCCGAUGAGAACAAGGUAGUUGCCAUUAAUGCCACCACAGCAUCCACAUUCACCAUCGUUGGAAAAGCAUUCAAAACAACAUCGUCAGUCACCAUUUCAAUUGGAAAUGUUCCAGAGGGAAUGGUAGUUGGACAACAAGUCGACAAUCCAACCAAUGUCGGAACUAUCAUACUUAGUUGGACACCCACUUCCUCACAGGUUGGUGUUUUUGUAAUUUCACUUGGUUUGGUAGAUAGUGAUGGCAAUCAAUUGGCACAAGGUGUCUAUUCCUUCUACAUUGAAAUUCGUAUUCCAACCUGUGGAAAUGGUGUCCCCGACACUGUGAAUGGCGGAUGUAUUUGUAACACUGGAUGGGCUGGUCCGAGCUGCACUGAAUGUGACAAUGGAUACUAUGGUCCCUAUUGUAAGCCAAAUCCUCCAUGUGAACACGGAACUGUCAACAGUGGGAUCAAUGGUGACGGUGCUUGUAUUUGUGAUCAAGGUUGGAUGGGUGAAACUUGCAAUUCCAGUUUGUCACAGAGAUGCGAUCCAACCGCUCCAAGUUACAUAGUAAACCAGAUCAAUUCACCAAGUAAAUUGGUACAGCCAUCAAUCGCCCAAAUAUACUUAAACAAAGACACCAAUUCUCCUGUUAAAGUUGGAUUGAAUAUAUCAUCUUUGGCCACUGCCCCUACCGACAUCUAUUUCGUUGUCGAUGUUUCCUCAGCUUCUUCCAUCAAUUCUAAAUACCUGAAAUUCCAAAGUGCCUAUCGUGAUUUUGAAAUCAACGCUGGAUUUGAAAAUAUAAAGUAUGGAUUGGGAUAUUAUUCCGAUAGUGUCGGCCAGCCAAACACAUUCCAAUUGAAAGCACUGCUAAAACCAUCGAUUUGGGACGAAAUCCAACUUUUGGAAUUCAAAGUUGGUGCUCCACAAGCCAACUUCCAAUACCAAGCUUUGAGUCAAGCCAUUUCCAAUGUUCAAUGGUCUGCCACUGGAUCCGUCAGAAUCAUGAUAUUGGUAACCGACAAUGAUAUUACACCGACCGACUUUACUUUGAUUCCAAAGCUCCAAGUUUUGUUGGCAAAACACAAUAUCCUCUUGGGUGUCUAUUGUAUGAGUACAGUUAAUUCCUACUUUUGGUUAACACCAGACCUUGGUAUGUCAUCGGCUUGGUUAACAACCGAUUUAUUCUGGUAUUCUAAAAUGUUGUCGAAUAUUAUCAAGCCAAUGAAGACCGUUCCACAAACUACCGUUUCAGGUGACAUUAUCUAUAUUUCCAAUGGUCCAAAUCGAAUUACCAACGAAUAUUUUGAGACUACCUUCAGCUAUGUCCAACCACAAAAUCCAACUAGAGUACAAACUGCCACUCUCAACGUUGUUGGAUUCGGUUCUCAAUCUGUCCAGAUUCACUAUAACCAUGCACCAGUCACCACAUCGUCCAAUUUAACAUUGCUCGAGAAUUCCAAUGUUGUCUUCAACAUCCCUGCUUCCGAUGAAGACGGAAAUAUUCUACUCAUUAAAUUCAAUACAAUUCCAACCCAAGGAGUUUUAUUUAUGAAUGGUUCGCAAGUAUUCUCUGGUAUUCUCUAUCAACUACCAUCCGUCCAAUCCAACCUCUUCAAUUAUGUUCCAAAUCAUUUCUCAUAUGGUGUGGAUCAAUUAACCUACACCGUAGACGAUGGAUGUGCAUCCGUUGACGGAUUGGUAAACUUUACCAUUACAUAUGUAAAUGUUGCUCCAGUUUGUAACUCCACUACAAUUAAAACCGAUCAAUACACCGAAUAUCUCUUCCCAAUUCAAUCUGUCGAUUUGAAUUCUGACGUUGUUACCAUUUCCUUCAAGGGUUUAUCAUUGCUUAGUACCAUCGGUAGUAUAUUUGCUCCGGGUAAUAUUCCAGUCGAUGAAGGUCUUCAAUAUCCAAACAAUACCUACUUCCAAUUCGUUCCAAUACAAAGCGCACCCAGCACCACUGUAUCCAUCCAAGUGUAUGUUACCGAUACCAAAUUAACCUCCCAAUGUUCAAUCAAUAUCCAAAUCGUUAGAAAAGCAGUCAUUCCAACCAUUAACAUCAAUACCAAUCAAAUUAUGAGACCAGAUUCAAGAUUGUACAUUCCAUUCACUGUUUCGGAUCCAGAUCCAAAUGAAGUCGUUGUUAUUUCAUUGUAUUCCAUCCAAUUGACUAAAGGAACAUUCUAUGAUUCCAAUAAUGUUCCUAUUACCGGAAAUUCUUACACACUUGGCACAUACACAAUGACUUCACAAUCAACAACUAUUUCCUCUACCAUUUCCUAUCAAUCGGCCAAUGAAAACUAUGCUGAUACAAGUUUCACCAUAGGAGUUGAUGAUAGCUCUGGACUAUCAGCUUCCACUUCAGUUUCAAUUUUAGUUAAUGGAAUUAUUUCACCAUAUCCACCUGUUGCCCAACAAAUUGCUCAGUUGACAGUCGCCCAGAACAGUGUUACCUCAGUGUUUGUUUUGAAUGGUAGUCACCCACAACAACCAAGUUAUGCCGGAGGUUUCAAAAUUUCAUUCCUUAGUUCUCCACAACAUGGAACCAUAUUGAGAAGCAAUGGAAACACUAUUCCAUCGGUUUUACCAACACCAUUUUCAUUCACAUACAAGCCAGUUUCCAACUACUUUGGAGAAGAUCAAUUUAGUUACUAUGUUAAAGAUGAUUCUGGUCUGCCAUCCAGUCCAGUCACAGUGGCUAUCAAUGUUACCAAAGUUGACUAUGCACCAGUGAUCUCAAUCAAUCCAUCUCAAAUAGUAACAAGCAACACUUGUCCAAGUUCACCACAAUCCGUCAACAUUUCAUUGACUAUCAACAACAUCAAUCCAAUGACCAAUUUAAGAGUUACUGUAAUCCAUCCACCAACUAUUGGAACUCUAUUCUCUGAUGGACAACCAAUUACUACACCAUCAUUAAUCGAUCCAACCAAGCCACUCCAAUAUCAUCCAAGUGUUAAUGGCUAUGAAAACUAUGAUGAAACCUAUGAGAUCCAGGCUUGUGAUGUUCUCUGUUCAAGUAUUGUUGGAAGAGUAAAUUCCGAGAGUAUUCCAACAAAACCAACUGGAGAGGGUAAAUCGUUGGUAACCAUUCAGAAUCAACAAGUUUCUUUCACAUUGGUUGGAAAUGAUUGCCAAGAUUCCGCAAAUGUUAAAUAUCAAUUCUCUUCACUUCCAAAGUUUGGUGUAUUAUUUGAUGCAAGUGGAUUAACAAUCAAUUCAACCGAUCAAAUAUUUAAAUCCAAUUCAUUCACCUACUCACCAAACAAAGAUGAAUCCGAUCUCAAUUCCAUCGGUGGAAAAGGACCACUUGAAUCAUUCUCAUAUUUUGUCAUCAACAAACACUCUAUCGGUUCAAUCACCUACCCAAUUGAUAUAUCAGUCAAUCCAAUUCCAAUGUUCAUUGGUGAAAGAAAUCUUACCACUCACGAGAAUGUCAAGCUUACAAUUCCAAUUAAAGCAACUGCACCAGAGGGUGAUAGAUACGUAAUGAAUAUCACAAGUUUCACUGGAAAUGGACAACUCUAUUAUUUCAAAAACGGUAACUCUCAAAUCAAUAUUUCCUCGACUGGAUUGGUAUUAGAUGAACAAAGCUAUGUACUUUACUAUAUGCCACCAAACAAUACCUAUGGAGUCAAUGUCGAUAGUUUCCAAUUCGCAAUCAAACAAAGAUAUUCAUCUGAAAUCUAUACAAUCUAUAUCGAUGUAAUCCAUGUCUUUAGAGCACCACGUUUAGUUCCAUUAACAUACACAUUCAACGGAACAGUUCUCCCAAUAAUUAAUAACAAUGUCGAAUUACAUGUAAAUACAUCGAGUAUCAUUACAUUCAAUGUUACUUCAGAUGAUCAUCCAUGGACAGAGCUAAAAUCAACAUUUGGAAGUGGUUUGACAACUGGUGGUGUCGUUUGCCAAUAUGAUUCAAGUGUAGAGAAUGGAUGUGGUUCAAUUCUAACUUUUAAUACUGAAAUCAAACGCUCUGCCAAUGAUAAUCUUUGGAGAGUUGUUUAUAUCCCAACCAAAGGUCGUUCCGGUUUGAAACUUUCACAAUUCACUCUGAUUGGUACCGAUCCUUUGAAUAUGACACAAUCUGAGAGAUUAUUCAUGUCGGUCAUCCGUAUUAAUAUCCCACCGGUAGUCAAUGUCAACCAACUUCAAUACAAUACAACAGUCAGCAUCCCCAUUUCACUUAGCAACAUCACAGUUUUCGAUCCAGACUCCGAUAAGAACAACAUCACAUUCACCCUAUCCCUACAAGAAUCAUCAACAAAUCAACUCACCCAAAACGGUUCAAUUGUAAUGCCAUUUGCCUCGCCAUCUGCAUGCAACAUCUCUAGCAAUCAAAUUACCUGUCUCGACACCAACCCAGUGCUCAACAUGUAUUUAAAUACACUAUCACUAACACUCAACAAUACUGGAUCCUACCAAUUGAUUGUCUACGUCAACGAUCUAGGUUACAACGCAAUGAAUAGAAGUCAAUAUAUUCUAAGCGAUAGCAAGACCAUUGCUAUCAUAGUGUCACCCUCACAAAGCGGAGGUGGUAAGAAGAGUAACACCGUCAUUCUCUCAGCAGCAAUCGCAGCAGCAGCCGUAGCAGCAGCUUUGAUCGCGCUUGGAGUAUGGCGUAUUUUGAAAUCGAGAGCACCUCCAACCGAUUCCUUCUUUGGAGAGUCUCCAUUCAGCGAGGGUUCUGUUUCAACGAAUCCAUUAUACAAAGAAUCACCCAAUUCUGGUUUUAACCCACUCUAUGAUAAUAAUCAUGCUUAA